UCCAGUUUUCCCACUGACGGAGGCAGGAUUUUGAUGCCAGUUAAUCAUUUCUGAUCUCUCCACGCUGCCACACUCUACUACACCUUUCAUUUAGAGCAGAAGUCUCCAGUUAAUCCAGACAUGUUGUCCAGGAUUCUCUGCUUGUUUCUUAUGUUUUGGAGUCCCGUUCAUGGCGGGCCCAUGACCAGCCCCCACGCCAACAUAACGGACCAGGAGCUGUUCUGGGGCGCCGACCAGUACGACUUCUCUGUGGUGAUUCCUGCUGCUGGGUUGGAGUGUUUCUGGCACUUUGCUCAUCGUGGAGAAAGAUUCUACCUUAACUUCAUGGUCCAGUGGGUAACGGGAGUCGGCCAUGACAGACAUCUGUCUGUCACUGUCAACGCUCCCAGCAGUCUGUUAGUGUCGACUGUCGAUGAUGCAAAUGGUCAGAUCAACUUUGAGGCUGAGGAAACAGGUUUCUAUCAGAUGUGUUUCAGCAACUUCCACAACCACUUUGGGACCAUGCAGAUCUUCCUCAGCUUUGGUGUUUACUACGACGGCUACCAAGAGCCAGGAAAGAGCAAAGAAGAGGAGGAGAAGAAGAAAGAGGAAGUCAGCAAAGACCUGAACAACACACUGAGCAUCAUAGAGGAUGCGACUCACAAAGUGGAGAACUACGUCUUCCACAUGUUCCGCUACUACAGCUUCGGCCGCAUGAGGAAGAGCGCCGACUACUACCUGCUGCUGUCCAACUCGCAGUACAUCACCUGGUGGUCGACAGCCCUCAGCCUCCUCAUCGUCACCUCCGGGUACCUGCAGCUCCUCUUCCUCAAAAGACUCUUUGUCAGCAAGACGUCCACCGGCGAGGAGGAGAAGCCGCGCUGUUGAUGGUAUCAUUUAAGGUCAGGGGUGUUUAGUCCAGGAGAGACAGGCCAGAAUAAAGCCAACACCAACAGAAAACAUCUAAAUGUCUGUAUGUAUGGUUGACCUGGACCAUUUUUGCUUUCUGGUAUUUCAUUUGUGUCCUUGUAUAUCUUCACACACUACAAUUAAACAUUGCUAUUAGA
Messenger RNA from Lates calcarifer (barramundi perch), 1046 nucleotides. It is a transcript of the gene tmed6, whose product is annotated as transmembrane p24 trafficking protein 6. The coding region runs from base 121 to 867 and encodes 248 amino acids. Lineage: Eukaryota; Metazoa; Chordata; Actinopteri; Centropomidae. Gene Ontology annotation, cellular component: endoplasmic reticulum; COPII-coated ER to Golgi transport vesicle; Golgi apparatus. The record is from RefSeq and is a predicted model, not a curated record. The transcript has 4 exons. Gene Ontology annotation, biological process: endoplasmic reticulum to Golgi vesicle-mediated transport; intracellular protein transport; Golgi organization.